Messenger RNA from Caenorhabditis angaria, 2906 nucleotides. NCBI's taxonomy places the organism in Eukaryota, Metazoa, Nematoda, Chromadorea, Rhabditida, Rhabditidae. The record is from the annotation of a GenBank genome assembly.
AUGUUCAACUCGAACAAAAAACGAGCAUAUCAGCCAAUUGAUGAUGAUUACGAGGAUGAACCGUUGAGGAACAGCACAUGCACUUCAAGAAUUCUCGAUAAUACACGAUCUGUUUUAUUUGGUGGUGGAACAAUUAAUGAAGAAAAUCAGUCAUUGUGAGUUUAUAUUCAAUAUUUAUUUUUUUAUUAAAUAAUUUUUCAGAAUGAUUGGCGCAAAUCACUCUUAUCACGAUUCUCCUACAAGACAACCUCCACAAACAGAACAAUAUGAAAAUUUCACAAUGCAGGGACCACCGACAAUGGCAUCUUCUUCACAAUUAGGAGCCAGAAGAUGGGAUCAUAUUGAAAAUCUUGAUGAGGUUCGCAAUUAUCAUUCAAUUUAGACAAGUUUUUAUCUAUAACAGCUCAACAUUUUCAGUUCUUCACAAAUGUUUACGAAUAUCAUCAACAUGGUGGUUUUAUGUGUAUAGCGGUUCAAAAAAUUUUCGGUCUCAUUCAAUUCAUAUUUAUCAUGUCUUUUUCAACAUUCUUCACACAAUGUAUUGAUUAUCAAUUUCUUUUUGCUAAUUCAAAUGUUACAACUCACGGAAAUGUUAAUAUUGGAAAACGGCAUUUCUCGGAUGCAAUUAUUGAAAGUUGUCCAAGUCAUUUGAGUAUUUGGGUAAUUUUUGCCAUUCUCGCAGCUAUUGUUUAUUGGAUAACUCGUGUUAUCAAACAAACACAUUAUUUGCUGAAAAUGAAAGAAAUUCAACAAUUUUACGAAUUGGAAUUGAAGAUAACUGAUGAUCAAUUAUUGAAUUUGACGUGGCAUGCAAUUGUUACAAGAAUUUGUGAAGCACAAAAGAAAGUUAGAUUGAGUAUUCAUAAUGAUAGAAUAACAAGUCUUCAUAUUUAUCACAGAAUUUUGAGAUAUCGAAAUUUUAUGAUUGCUAUGGUAAAUCAGGUUAGUUAAUACAGAUUUUUUAUUUUUGAAAUAUUCAGAAAACAAAAAAUGUUUUUUUUAGAAAGUCCUCAAUCCAGUUUUCGAUGUGCCUUUCCUUGGGAAAAUCGCAUAUUUGCCAAACAACCUGAAGCAUGAAAUUGAACGUAUUUUCUUUUCGAGUUCAACAGCUCCAUGGAGUGGUCCAAAUCUUCGAGAUGACUACAAAUCUACUGAAAUGACCGAUUUUUUGACGAAGAAAUUGAAAGAUGAUUGCAAAUUUUAUGGAUAUGUUUCGCUCGUUUUGAUGCCACUUAUGUUACCAUUUCAAGUUAUGGAAUCGUUUUUCUCGUUGACUGAUUUGAUUAAAAGAAAUAAAGAUGGAUUGGGAAAAAGAAGAUAUAGUAAUUAUGGAAGGUAAGUGUUUGAACAUUUUCAGAAGAAAAAACGUUUUGAAAAAUUAUAUAAUGACACUAGAAAACGCUUUUAUUUUCUAGAUAUCUUGUCCGUCAUUUCAAUGAACUCGAUCAUGAACUUGCUGCUCGGCUCAAACGUUCCUAUAAACACGCAACACAAUAUAUGAAUCAAUUUUUCUCGCCAAUUGUUGAAAUUAUCGCGAAAAAUAUUGCAUUUAUUGCUGCUGCAAUUGUUGGAAUACUUGCCAUUUUAUCAGCUUGGGAUGAAGAUGUUUUACAAAUCGAACAUGUUUUGACAGUUAUGACUGUUUGCACAUUUAUAAUAAUUGGUUGUAGUGGAAUGAUUCCUGAUGAAAAUCUUGUUUGGCAACCGGAAAUUUUGAUGACACGAGUUUCGAGUGAAAUUCCAUAUUUGCCAAUUGAAUGGAAAGGAAAAGCACAUACUGCUCAAGUUCAACAUGAAUUUGAUCAAUUAUUCCAAAUGAAAUGGAUGUUUUUCCUUUUGGAAAUCACAAGUCCCAUUUUCACACCAUUUGUUCUACUUUUUUGGUUGCGACCAAGAUGCGGAGAAUUUAUCAACUUUUUCCGAGAAUAUACUGAACAUUUGGAAGGAAUGGGAGAUGUUUGUAGUUUUGCAUUAAUGGAUGUUGCAAAACAUGGAGAUCCAGAAUGGAAUCUUGAAGAGGAACAAGUUCAAAAACCAGUCAAGAAAGAAAAUCGUGCAAUGUCAGGAAAAACUGAGUUAUCUGUGAUGCAUUUCAAAGCAUUAAAUCCUGAAUGGCAACCACCGAAAGCAUCAGAAAGAUUUUUGAAGAGAUUCAGAAGCCGGUUAGGUCAAGAAGUAUCAAUGAUAACACCACUUGGUUUAGCUGCAAAUACGGAAAGAAAUAAUUUGAUGGAAUCUUUACAAGUUCUUAUACCAGAUGGUGGAAUGGGAAUUGGUUUAGAUCCACAUCCUGUUUUUGGACAAGGUGUUCAUCGAAUCGAUGGACCAUUAGACAGUAUAAUGGCUCACGGAAAUGGUAACAAUAAUGGAUUACUGACCAGUUUGUGUAGAGAACAACCAAAAGCUGCAGAAUCAUUGAGUAACAGUUUAAGAGCGAAUGGUUUGCCAGGAGAUAUUGCAGCAAAUGAAAUGAGAUUGAGCACAUUAUUCUUGAGAUCAACUGUGGAAGCUGGAAGAUUAUUAAGAGCUGGAGGACAUUAUGGAGGGACAAGUAUGACACCAUUAAAUAUGCAAAGUGUAUUUGCAAUGCCAGGAAUGACUAGAAAAGGUUUGUUUUAUUUCAAAACAACAUAAAAUAUAAUUAAUAUUUUGCAGAAGAUUCUCUGAUUGAUGUUGAAACUGGUCCAUCAACUUCUACAAUGCAUCAUCUUCAAUCAGCUCCGCCAUUUCAAUCAACAAUUAAUUCGAAUGGUUUGACUGAUUUGAAUAUUCCAGAAGAACUCGAAAGAUCUUCUGAAUCUCCACAAAGAAGUCAACUUGUUCUUCAUCGUGAAGAAAAUGAAGAAGAUCAAGAAGAAGAAGAAGAAGAUGAUGAUUAUGCUCCACCAGUUUCAUUUAGUAGCUAA